CACGGUUUUAGGCAAGACACCAACACCACAACAUGCCUCCUCGUCGUGCCUCCGCCCGCAUUGCUGCAGCCUCAGCAGAGAAAGAGAAGCCAAAACCUAGCAAACCCAAAGUAUCUUCAAAAGCUAGCAAGAAACGCGUGCAUUCAUCCGAACCUCAAGACAAUGAAGACAAGCACCAGAAUGACAGCGACGAACAAGAACCUCCGAAAAAGAAGGCAAAGAAAUUCACUGCUGUACCCAAGGGCGCGAAGGCAUCUAAGGGUAGGUCGAAGGCUAAGAGAAAGAAAGUAGAUGUCGAGGAAGAUGAGGUGGUUGAUCAAGGUGAAGGAGAUGGGGAAGAGGGAAACAAAGAUGAGGAAAUGAACGAGGAUCCCAAAGAUAAUGCGAAGGAAGUUUUGUCUUCGCCUUCGCCACCUCCCGCUCCAGCACCAGCACCGAAGAUUGUCUCUGUGAAGAAACGAGGGUCGGCACCUGUGGAUCCCGAAUCCUCCUUUGUGGACACGCAUCAAGUGUAUGAAGCAAACGGGGAGGUUUGGGAUUGCAUGCUUAACCAAACCAAUAUCUCGAAUAACAACAACAAGUUCUACGUCAUUCAGCUUCUUCAUCCCAUCGGAAACUUGGGGAAUGUGCUACUUCACACCCGCUGGGGGCGCGUGGGCGAGCGAGGUCAAAGCCAGCAGAAGGGGCCCUUUGAUCCAAGCAUUGGUAUCCGCGAAUUUUGCAAGCAAUUCAGAAGCAAGACGACAGCUGACUGGGCAAAUCGUCGCACUAUGAGGGACUUCAACGACGACCAGGAGGAUGAGGAUGAAGAGGACAAGGGGAAGGGGAAGCAGAAAGAAAAAGACCUCAAGUUUCCUGAUGCGAAGGCUGCUCCCCAAGUUCAGCGCCUCGUGGAGUUCAUAUUUAAUAGCAGCUUCAUCAACGCUCACUUGCAAGAAAUGAACUAUGACGCCAACAAGCUUCCCCUCGGAAAGCUUGCGAAAUCAACAAUUCUGAAUGGCUUCACCGCUCUUAAAGCGAUUGCAGAAGUGCUCGCUGAUCCCGGUGGUAGUCUAGCGGUGUCUCAUGGCGGGGCAGUGAGGAGUCAUUCCCAUAGCUUUGGGAGAAAUCGGCCGGUCAUCAUCAGCGACGACACGUUGCUCAAAAAGGAACUUGAAAUGCUUGAUGCCUUGGGCGAUAUGCAAAUCGCAACCAAAGUGCUCACGACUAAGGAGGACUCUGAUAUACAUCCCAUCGAUGCAUCACUUGCAAGCCUCAAUCUUUCCAUCGUCGAGCCAUUAGAACAUUCAUCCAAAGAAUUCAAAGCAUUGGAGAAGUAUGCCCAGGAUACGCAUGGAGAGACGCACGCCUACUACAAGGUCCAAGUUGAGGAGAUUUUCAGGAUCCAAAGGAGCACUGACGACAAGGCGGAUCUUUCCGUUGAGUCGGGAGAGCGACUGCUGCUUUGGCAUGGCUCUCGCAGUACCAACUUCGCAGGUAUACUCAAGCAAGGUCUUCGAAUUGCCCCUCCGGAAGCGCCAGUCUCAGGAUACAUGUUUGGAAAAGGCGUUUACUUUGCAGAUCAUAUGUCCAAGUCUGCUGGCUAUUGCUAUGCAUACUUGUCUCAAAGCACCGGGCUACUUCUUUUGGCAGAAGUCAUCGCUAAACCCUUCGUUGAAUUGAUGGACGCCAAAUACGAUGCAGAUACCUUGUGCAAGAACCAGGGAAUGCGUGCAACAAAAGGGAUUGGCCGUGUCCAGCCAGUUGAAUGGGAGGAUUGUGCGGAAGUGCUCGGAAAUCCCGAGCUGAAAGGCAUACAAAUGCCCAAGGGUAAAGGCCGAGAGUAUAAUGAGUAUAUUGUGUACGACACAUCCCAAAUCCGGCUUCGGUACCUCUUACGAAUAAAGAUGCAAUAAUCGGAUCGCACAGUUGCUGGACAACAUCCCACUGUCAGUGUUUGGCGCAUGCUAUAUAUGUAUGGCCGGGUUUACAGCAUUGUUUCCUGUACGAUCGUAACUUAGCAACUUGGUUUCCGUAAACUAUUGCUACAAAACUUAUUCAAUGAUCCUGGAGACAUGACAUAACUUACGACAGAACAUGUUAGGGUGAACGGAACUGACCACGCCUA
Molecule: messenger RNA, 2107 nt
Organism: Cantharellus anzutake
Lineage: Eukaryota; Fungi; Basidiomycota; Agaricomycetes; Cantharellales; Hydnaceae
Product: poly polymerase catalytic domain-containing protein
Exons: 20
Coding region: 33-1895 (620 amino acids)
Molecular function (GO): NAD+ poly-ADP-ribosyltransferase activity
Source: RefSeq, a predicted model, not a curated record